AUGUCCCUGCAGGGCCGACUGCAGGCCCGCGAGGAGGCCCACGAGGAGGCCCGCGAGGAGGCGAAGCGGCGCGGGCCCGAGGUGGCCCGGGUGCUCCUGGCCGUGCUGGCGGGGCCGCGGUCCUCCUGCGUCGCGGAGACGCCGCCGCGGUCGUCGUCGGCGGCCCCGGACGCCGACGCGACUAACGCGGUCCCGGACGACCGCUUCAGCGACGCCUUCUUCCAGUGCUACGCCGACGCCAAGCAGCGCGACGGCGACGCCGCGUCCACGCUGCCGUGCGUGGGCGAGGGCGCGCGCGUCGGCCUGGAGUCGUUCUUCAGCAAGCGCAACCUGCUGCUGUCCGAGGGCCUGUCCCUGGUGCAGGAGGACGCCGAGGCCGGCGAGGGCCGCGAGACACCUCUGCCGUUCCCUCAGGAGCUGCCGCCCUUGUUCGACGGCCACCAGCGCUCCGUCAUCGACUCGGCCGCCGCCUACCUGUCGGCGCGCGCGCUGCGCUGGGACAUGAGCGGCCUGUACCCCGGCCUCAUCAUGCGCGUCGGGCCCACCCUCUCCGGCAACGGCUGGCUCGAGUUUGUCCUGGAGCCGCGAAGAGUGUACACGAACCGUGAGCUGGGGCCAAGCCGGACGGUGCUGAAGCAGGUCGUGCUGCCCUUCCUGCUGGGCCUCAAAGUGUCCGUCGCGUCCCUGGUGCCGCUGCUGCUGUUCGCCAUCGUGUUCCUGGCCAAGAAGGCCCUGCUCAUGAGCCAGCUGUCCGCGCUCGUGUCCGGCGUGCUGGGCUUCGGCGCGUACGGCGGCCCGGCCUACGGCGGCUACGGCCACCCGCAUGCCUUCGGCGGCGGCUUUGACGGCGGCGGCCUGGCACCAAACAGCCCCUUCAACAACCCUCUAGCCCCGGUCAGGACUUCGCCGCAGGUGUUCCCGAACAGCCAGCGGGUGCCCCCGCCCGUGGAGGAGGGCCCGCAGAUCCUGACGCUGGGGAGCACCCCGUUGGCGGGCACCCUGCCCCUGCCGGGCGCCGCCCCCGCACUGCCGUCCUGGCUGACCGGCUCGGCCACGCCGCACCACCUCUUCCGCAAGGUCAACUACGACUUCCGCGACGAGCGCCACGCCGCCACCGGGCACCGCAACACCAAGGGCUUCCGCUGGGAGGACGAGCCGGCGGGGCAGGCCGACGACGGCGACCCCCGCAGCGCCGACGAGCAGCGACGCAGCAACACCAUUCGGGGCACGCUCUCGCUGGGGUGA
Molecule: messenger RNA, 1245 nt
Organism: Thrips palmi
Lineage: Eukaryota; Metazoa; Arthropoda; Insecta; Thysanoptera; Thripidae
Gene: Osi10a
Exons: 4
Coding region: 1-1245 (414 amino acids)
Source: RefSeq, a predicted model, not a curated record